AUGAACGAGGAGCUCGCGCCGUCGAAGCGUCUGCGCGCCGCGGGGGGGUUCGAGGUGCUGCCCGACGGGGUGCUGGGGAUGGUCGUGGACUUCCUCGUGCCGAUCGCCGAGCGCGACGACCAGUUCUGCCAGCGCCGCCGCAUGGCCGAGCGCAUGUUCGAGGCGCUCGCGUACAACCACGAAUUCAUGCCGCUGGCGCGGGACGCGCUCGCGCUGUUGGGGUCCUGCCGGCUGUUCUCCCCUCACUUGCUCCACCAGAACUUCCUGGAGCUGUGUUUUGAGAAGCUCGCCGAGGGCUUCCGCUUGCCGCAGCGCGAGCUCCGGGCCCUGCAGAUCACCGUGGAGAGGAUGCGCUUCUGCGCCCCGCCGUCCGGUGCACGACGGCCCGCUACCGCUGCAACCGCGACCUGGCACGCGGCGCCGGCCUUGACCGGCUCACCGGCCGACCUCCGGAGCAAGCUGGAGGACGUCGAGGACGAGGGCAUGGUCAAGCGGCUGCUGGGCGGCGUCAGAGCGAGGACGAACGCCCAGGGCUCGCAGCGGCUCCCGCUCGCCAACAACGGCCUCCGGGAGGUCCUCUUGUCCCGCCCCAACGGCGAGCUCACCAGAGCGGGCCAGUUCUACUACGGCCUCACAAUUCGACGAGCAGCAGCCCCUGAUCCGUGUUACAUCCUCCUGCGCUCGGGCCUCAAGAAGCCCGUGCGCUCGCUGCAGCCCGACGGCAGCUACCACCUCACCAAGCUCGGGAAAUGCUUCUUCCGCGACAAGUACACGGAGUGGCUGGCCCACGUCCCCGUCCGCAUCACGGGCACCCGCCAGCGUGGGCGCAACGCCGGGCGAGCCCACAUGCGCGAGGACUUCCUGCCCGUGACCAUGGUCAACGGCAGUCUCUCCCACCAGUCCAGCGGCCUCAGCGACGCGCAGGCCCACGCCCGCGUGAAGGCAGCCGCGCUGGCGCAGCUCAUGGAGCUCAGCCAGGAGACCUACCGCUACGACGCCAACCGGGACUGGGCCUUCUCCAACCAGACGCUGCAGGCCAUCGACAACCGGGCGCAGGCGGAGGUCGCCCUGCGGCAGCCCAUGGGCGCGCUGCAGGAAAUCAGCUACCAGCUGUACAACGGCUCCGAGAUCCUCCCCAGCGCCUUCGAAGCGAGAGACGACCGGCUCUGCGUGGCCCGGCAGCUGGCGGAGCUCCUGCAGCUCCCCCUGCCCGAGGUCCUGAGUGACUUCGACGCCAUCUGCGACAAGGGCUGGGAGGAGCGGGGCAUCACUGCGCUGGAGGUUCGAGAGUUCUGCGCCUGGCACGGCGCUCCCAUGUUCUUCGUCAGCUGCUGCGGCCAGCUCAUCGACGCCUACCAGCCGCCCGUCAAGGAGAACAAGGCCGUGGCCUUCACCUGCUACCAGGGGCACGCCUACUUUUACAAGUCGGCCCGGGCGUGGCGGCCCUGGGCUGGCCGCAUCGAGUCGGGCCACUUCUGGGCCGAGGACCUGCGAAAGGUCCGGGCCACGCUGCUCGCACAGGGCCACCAGCCCAAGGUGACCAUGCGCUCCCUGUGCCGCCUCCGCGUCAAGGACGCCCCCGACUGCGUCGUCACGCAGUAUGCCGAGGACGCCGAGAAGCUCCAGGCCUGGAUGCAGCAGCUGGGGCUGGAGUACCGGGGCCAGCGCCUGGCGGGCGCCGCCACCGAGGCCUUCCAGCACCUCCUCAAAGCGAGGCGCCUGGACGCCUGCGGGAGCCGGGACCACAUUUUGGAGGAGCAGAACCACCUGUGCAAGCUCUGCUCCGCACCCAUCGAGCUGGGCUUUUGUGAGUUCGACCACGUGGUCCCCGUGCACCAGGCUGUGGAGGGCCAGGAGCAAGUGCUGCAGGCCCUGUGCCUGGAGUGCGACCGCACCAAAACGCUGCUGGAGUCCUCCCGAACGGCUUGCCUGGAGAGCCGCGUCUGCCGCAGCGUCCACGAGGCCUACGUGCAGAGCCCGCGCCCGCCGCCGCUCGUCUGCAAGCUUGCCAAGUGCGACCCCGAGCGGGUCUGCUGGGGCGUGGACGUGGUGCGCUGCCGGAAAGUCUGCCGGAAGAAUGCCCUGGCCUACGCGACCUUCCCCCUGCCCGUCUUCAGCCCACUCGAUUCUAUUUGA
This is a messenger RNA of Symbiodinium natans, 2136 nucleotides long. The record is from the annotation of a GenBank genome assembly. Lineage: Eukaryota; Dinophyceae; Suessiales; Symbiodiniaceae.